AUGGCGACAGCAGAUGAAGGCCCGCUCAGGUUGCUUUCGCUGGACGGGGGUGGAGUUCGCGGACUCUCCAGCCUGAUCAUUCUCAAGCACCUCAUGCAAACUGUCGACGCCGACUCACCUCCUAAGCCAUGCGACUACUUUGACCUCAUCGGCGGGACAAGCACUGGCGGAUUGAUUGCGAUCAUGCUUGGACGGCUGAAGAUGGACAUCGAUACCUGCAUUGACAAGUAUCUGAGGCUCUCUGGUGAAGUUUUUCAGCCCAAGCGCCGCCGACUUGACUUAUUUGGUCGAGGCGGCGACGCAUUGAAGCUGAGAGGACGAUUCAGCUCUAAAAAGCUCGAGGAGAAGAUACAAGAAAUUGUCAAGGAACAGGAAGAGGAUGCCGAUGCUUUAUUGAAAGUGGAGAAAAGUCCAAAGUGCAAAGUAUUCGUCUGCGCAACUCGCGCAGACACAGGUAUUCAUACCGUGCUCCUAAGGAGUUAUGCAUCGAGACAAGUUGCCGAGGUCGAUUGCACCAUUUGGGAGGCAGCCCGCGCAACUUCCGCUGCCUCUGGGUUCUUUGACCCUAUAAAAAUAGGUAAAUUUGGGGAGCAAUUUUUGGAUGGGGCCACUGGUGCCAACAAUCCAAUCGAGAAAGUCCUCGAGGAGGCACGAGCCAUUUGGCCCGAUUUGACGGAGAGACUACAAUGCAUCGUCAGUAUUGGAACUGGACAGCCUUCGCUUUUGCCAUUCGGAAGCAAUCUCAAGCAAGUUGCGACUACACUGAUCAACAUCGCUACAGAAACUGAGAACACGGCAAAGAACUUCCAAAUCAACCAUGUUCCGUCGCUUGGGAGCCCGAGUCACAAAAAAUAUUUCCGGUUCAAUGUGGCAAAAGGCCUCGAGGAAGUUGGACUCGAAGAACAUGAGCGAAAAGCACAGAUUGCAGCUACCACGAAAGUAUACCUAGAAACUCCCGAAACUGGAACAGACAUUCAGACAUGUGCGGCUCUCUUGAAAGGGGGGACCCCUGGUCAGUGA
Cladophialophora psammophila CBS 110553 is the source of this 1020-nucleotide messenger RNA. RefSeq lists its product as uncharacterized. Gene Ontology annotation, biological process: arachidonate metabolic process. Bases 1 to 1020 code for a protein of 339 amino acids. Lineage: Eukaryota; Fungi; Ascomycota; Eurotiomycetes; Chaetothyriales; Herpotrichiellaceae. The record is from RefSeq and is a predicted model, not a curated record. The transcript has 4 exons. Gene Ontology annotation, cellular component: membrane.